AAGAGCUAACCUAGAAAGGCUCUUCUCGUAAGGAACCUGUGACUCGAACCCCUGCAUGGUCUUCAACGCAGGAAGGCAUCCUUUAGCCAUGGCGAAACAUCACAGGACUCCGUCCCGAACCCCAGACAACAUAAUCGAGGUCAAGAGCAAAUUUGAAGCUGAAUUCCGACGGUUUGCUCUGAAAAGAAACUCUGUGGGUGGCUUCCAGGAAUUUUAUCAGCUGAUUCAAACAAUUCAUCAGAUUCCCUGUGUGGAUGUAUUAUUGGGAUAUACAGAUAUCCAUGGGGAUUUACUUCCAAUUAACAAUGAUGACAAUUACCACAAGGCACUAUCUUCAGCUAACCCCCUGCUGCGGAUCAUAAUACAGAAGCGAGAAGCUGACACAGGUGUUUUUGCCACCAACUCUCUACAGAGGAAAAAGAAAGGGCUUCUCCGGCCAGCUCAUCAUAAGUCAAAGCCUCAUAUCCUGAUCGGUAUGCCUCAAGACUUCAGACAGAUCUCCUCCAUCAUUGAUGUAGAUAUCCUUCCUGAGACACACAGGCGAGUGCGACUUCAUAAACAUGGCUCAGACAAACCUCUAGGAUUUUACAUCCGGGAUGGUGUCAGUGUGCGUGUGACCCCUCAAGGAGUUGAGAAGGUCCCAGGAGUUUUCAUCUCUCGCCUUGUCAAAGGAGGCCUUGCUGAAAGCACAGGCCUUCUUGCAGUAAAUGACGAGAUCCUGGAAGUAAACGGAAUUGAUGUCGCAGGAAAGUCACUUGACCAGGUGACAGAUAUGAUGGUUGCCAACAGUCAUAACCUGAUCAUCACCGUCAAACCGGCCAACCAGAGAAACAACGUCAUCCGCAGCAGUAAGGCAUCGGGUAGCUCAGGAAUGUCAACGGACAGUACCCCUAGUCAGCAGACACCAAGCCCAGCCUCACAUUACAUCAGUAACUACAGCACCGCGGAAGGAGAGAGUGAUGAUGAAGGGGACAUUAUCAUCGAAAAUGACAGUGUGCCACAGUACAUCCCUAGGAGUUUAAAUCACAAUUUUGUUAAUGGUGAACUAGAAAAAAGGUUCCAGCAAAGCCUGGCAUUUCACAAUUCAUUACUGGAGAGAAAGGGUUCUGUAAAUUCAUUGAACACUCAUGGCGAAAGUCCUAGCAAAGUUAGUAUACACCAGGACAGUAUGCGAGAGGAUGGAACAGUGAUAACACUUUAAAAUUCACUCUAGACAUUCCUUUUUUUUUCCUUUUCGUACAAGAGGGCAUUUAAAGUUAUAUUCCUCUUUCUCAGGCAUUAAUUCACCAAACAAUAUUUUAAACAGUGUCUUGUAAUUUAAUGCUUCAGUGAUGAAUUUAAAAGCAAUCAGUAUCCAGCAUUUUUACUUUAACCCUAUAAUUGGUACUUAUCAGACCAAAGAAAUGUCAGUCAUGCGAGAUUAAUUUCAUGAGUGCUAGACACAUAUAUAGAACUGUAUUUUCUAAAAUGAAAACAGCUAAUAAUUUAAUCCAAAAAACAGUUAGUCAUGAUACAUUAACCAUCACAGCAGUGUGAAGGACUCCUAAAGUGUCUGAUUUUCUUUAACCAGAAAACAUCCGUUCUUUUUCAUUUUCCUUUGUGCAUGUCUUAAAACUGCUGCAAAAGUCACUGCUACAGGAUCACUGGGCAUGAAGACUGCAGACAUUUUUUGUAAUAUUAUUAAGUCAUUGUUGUCCUUAUUUUGCCUUUAUAUUUUUGUUUAGUGUGUGAAGUUAGAAUAACAGCAUUAAUGUUGACUCAUAACCCAUUUCUUACUUUGGAUCUAAACCUCUUUCACAAUCCGCAUUCUGAAAAGCGUACACUUUCUUUUAGGUGUGACGUUUGUGUAAACUGUCAGUAUUCCAUGUGGAUUCAUCGCUUAGUAUAAUGUGUCCACAUAUCACAGUUUUGCAUGUCUGAUGGAUUCUGGAAGGCACAGUUGUUUGUUCCAGAGUUAUUGAGAGGGACAGUUAAUGUCAUCAGGGGAAGCCUUUUUGUACAUACCUUUCUUACUUUUUUGCACAAUUCCCUGGCCUUUCAGCAGACCAGUAAUUGCCAUCAGCCACAUACUGUGUAACUAGUAAGACUCAUGUUAUAAAGCUAAAAGGUGGACUAUGAAGUCUUUUAUACACUUUUAUAUAAUUGGGAGGUCUAAUGGCUAAUCCAAGCAUCUUCUGUCUUUAUUUCAUAUUUGUGGAUUUACUGAAGUUUGAAGGAUAUAGUUAUAUUCUGUUGCCCAAGAAUACACAGAAAAAAACAUACUUUUAAUCUAUGUAUUAGAAAUUAUCUGUCCCUGCCUGUUUAAAUUUCAAAUGGGAGAUGGAAGAGUCAGGAAAUGGCACACACUCUGAACACGUUGAAACAAGGGCUAAAAAGAGCGUGAAACAUUAAAUAUCUUUGAAAUGGAUAACUCUUACCUUGUACACGCUAAUGAAAAUGCAAAAACACUACUGAAGUUAGGUAAGGAAGAAAGUGUGUGCCUGCUGUGAUGUAAGAGCUGUAGCGGGGUGAUUUAUUCAAAGACGUUUAAUGGCUAUUCCAUGAUUGCUUAACUGGUUAUGCAUUUGGGUUGUACAGUAAUCAUCUAGGUUUGAAUGAAGUUAUGUAAACUGGGUCAAGGGGACUACAAAAGUGCCUGUUAGUGGCAUUUAGUGUCAGGAAAGGUUGGAAUAAAUUCUGAAGUCACAGCAGUCCUUGCAGAGAGAGAAGGGAUGCUGAUUUAGUCCCCUGCAACCAGCUGCAUGUGGGAUGAAGCAAAGACCUGCCCAGCUUCAUCAUGAAGUGUGUGUAGCAUAAAAUGUUGACACAAGGCUCUAACAUUGACCCAGAUGGUUCAGGUUCAAGCAGCAGGCCCAGUCAAUGGAAAAGACAACUGGGGUGGGAAGUCGGAUCAACUGGCUGAUGUUGACUGUCUUUUCUUGAGGGAGGGAGAGUUGGUUUUGCCACUCCUGGAGUACCCUGUAACAGCCAUUGUGUGUGAAAUGUCACAAACAUGCACACUACACCAAGUGUCAAUAGGGAUGGCAAGUGCUCAGCGGGAUACAUUUGAAACAUUACGACACUGCCCCUUCCAAAUGCUUGGUCAUUUGCAUAAAGAAAAAAAAGCUACUGCCAGGUUGCUACAUAAUCCUUUCAUUUUCCAUCUGUGAGAUAUGUGGAAGGGCCUAAAGUCAGGAGCAGAAGUAGGGGUCAAAAAAAUAAACUAAGGCACCAUAUCAACAUGCCUUAUUUUCAGUUAUGCACUAGUACAGGGCUAUACCAUUUUAGCUAAAAGAUCCUUGGGAUAGGAAGCGAUCAGUAGCAUACUGUGAAUAUCGGAUGAUUGUGUGUAGAAUCCUUAUAGUUUCAGAUGAAUUCUAAAUUAUACUUUUAUCUACUUAAUCUGUUCCUGAUUUAAAGUAGGUUUCCUGUAAAAAACAUGCCUAGUUUCAUCUCACAGAAUUAGCUUAACGGACUUCUUGGUGCUGCAGAAGUCAGCUUCUAAAGUCACUUUUUAAUUUUCUUUAUUUGUUAAGUAGGUAAACCUACUAGGAACAAGUAUCUUUUUUAGGGGUGACAUUGGAGGACUGCCUGGUUAAGUGACUUGCUCAGAAAUAGAGAAUGAGGGAAUCAAACCCAGGACUACUGAAUUAAUUUGUGUCAUCAACUGCCCAUUCUUCCUAAUGUGUCCUUGACUUAAAAACAAAUAUUUGUUUUGUUUACAGAGUCAUAAGUCAUGUUUUGAUAAUACAGCUCUAGAAAACCAAAAUGUUGGCUCUUGUGUUAGGGUUUCUGCCUUACAGGUCCAUGGUCAGGUCACCUGUGUGGAGUUUUCCUGCAGUCCCUGAGUUUGCUUAAGUUUUUUUUUUUUUUUUUUUGUUUUCUUCCACCUGCUGACAACAUGCUGACUGGUUUCUUUAAAUUCUACAUUCACACUGCAUUUACCCCUCCUGUUGUGGCUUGGGUCUUGGCUUAAAGGAUUUGUGGAGGACAAGUUCACUUACCUGGUAAAGGAAUGAAUAAAUGAAUGUGUAAAGCAGAAACCUUUAAGCAGUUUUUAGAUACAUGAAAAUUAGAUAAUUGAGGCUUUAAUAGUCUUCAUUAGGAUUCACAUACCCAGCACAGAGAAGCUUUUUUGAUACUUGAAAACUGUAUAAUUGAGGCUUUAAUAGUCUUCAUUAGGAUUCAUAUACUCAGCACAGACAAGCAGGUUGUAAAUAUAAGCAUACCAGUGAUAAGCAAGCUUUUAUGGGCUCUCAACACAGCUUCCAUUUAAGCUGUGCCUGUCUUAUGAUUGGAAGUAACAUUCACUUUUAAGGAAGAAGAGUUUUGGUGUUUAAGUUUUAAGGUUUUUUUUUCUUUCUCAGCUCCAGGCUUUAGCAUUCAGUAUCCAGUAUUAACCUCUUGUUACUCUUUGUUUGGAAUGUGUGUGUGUGUGUAUGUAUGUCAUUAACAGUCAAUGUGCCAAUAUACUGAUGCCUAAUCCCUGGAUAUUGAGGAGAGGUUGGCCUGUAGGAACAUUAUGGAUCGCUUAGGAGGAGUUUUGGGGCUGUUGCAACAUUAAAGAUUUUCUAGGCCCCUUUUCUGAUGAUGUCUGUCCCUCCUGAUGUCCUGCAAUACUAUGUAAGAUGAAGAAACUGGCCCAGUGAAGAA
Messenger RNA from Protopterus annectens (West African lungfish), 4632 nucleotides. RefSeq names its product partitioning defective 6 homolog alpha-like. The coding region runs from base 56 to 1201 and encodes 381 amino acids. NCBI's taxonomy places the organism in Eukaryota, Metazoa, Chordata, Ceratodontiformes, Protopteridae. Gene Ontology annotation, molecular function: protein kinase C binding. The transcript is spliced from 3 exons. The record is from RefSeq and is a predicted model, not a curated record. Gene Ontology annotation, cellular component: nucleus; cell cortex; apical plasma membrane. Gene Ontology annotation, biological process: centrosome cycle; regulation of cellular localization; establishment or maintenance of cell polarity.